Molecule: messenger RNA, 1385 nt
Organism: Dioscorea cayenensis subsp. rotundata (Guinea yam)
Lineage: Eukaryota; Viridiplantae; Streptophyta; Magnoliopsida; Dioscoreales; Dioscoreaceae
Product: ASC1-like protein
Exons: 6
Coding region: 177-1100 (307 amino acids)
Biological process (GO): ceramide biosynthetic process
Cellular component (GO): endoplasmic reticulum; membrane
Molecular function (GO): sphingosine N-acyltransferase activity
Source: RefSeq, a predicted model, not a curated record
UUUUCUGUAUAUAUUUUUCAACAUCUCUGUGAAGCCAUGAGCAUGGCUUUGCCAUCCUUUCUCUUUUGCCUGCCCUUCUUGAUUCCAAAUUGAAUCCCUUUUUGCUCCUUUUUUCUCUUUUCAAUCAUUGAUCUUGUUCUUGUUCUUAAUUUCUCAAUUCAAUCCAUUUCCUUGUUAUGAGUUUCAUGGAUUUGUUGUCAUCUGUGGAUUGGGAGGCUGAAUCAUAUCCAGAUUAUGUGGAUUUUCUUGGUCUCCCUUUCAUGGUGAUGUUCUUCCCAAUUGUGCGCUUCUUGCUCGAUAGAUUCAUCUUUGAGAAAGUAGCACGGCGCCUUAUUUUUGGACAAGGGCAUGAAAAGCUUGAUGUUGAGACAAAACAAAGAAGGAAAAAGAUCAAUAAGUUCAAAGAAUCAGCUUGGAAAUGUGUUUACUUUCUUUCGGCAGAGUUCAUAACCCUUUGUGUUACAUAUAACGAACCAUGGUUUAAAAAUACGCGCUACUUUUGGGUAGGACCAGGAGAUCAAAUAUGGCCUGAUCAAAAAUACAAAUUGAAACUUAAGGUUGCAUAUAUGUAUUCUGCUGGAUUUUACACAUACUCCAUAUUUGCUCUGAUCUUUUGGGAAACAAAGCGUGCUGAUUGGGGAGUUUCGAUGUCCCAUCAUUUAUCAACUGCUAUUCUCAUAAUCUUGUCUUACUUGUUCAGAUUUGCUCGUGUCGGCUCCAUUGUUCUAGCUCUUCACGAUGCAUGUGAUGUGUUUUUAGAGACGGGAAAGAUGUCCAAGUACAGUGGCAAGGAGCGGGUCGCUGUUGUUAUGUUCUUUCUUUUUGUUUGCUCAUGGGUUAUAUUUCGCCUCCUAAUCUUCCCCUUUUGGGUUAUUCGAAGUACAAGCUAUGAAGUGGUCUUCACUUUGGACAAGGAUAAGCUCAAGAUGAAAGGACCCAUAUAUUACUAUAUUUUCAAUUCUCUUUUGAUAUCUUUGCUUGUCCUUCACAUAUAUUGGUGGGUUUUAAUGUUCCGAAUGCUUGUGAAGCAAAUCCAAAACGGAGGCCGGGUAGGCGAUGAUGUUCGAUCUGAUUCUGAAGAUGAGGAACAUGAGGACUGAGAUGAUCAGAUUUACGUGUCUUGUGUUACCGGCUGAAAUAUGUAUCGAAGACUGUUGAAGAUUCGAUCACCACCUCUAAUGUAGUCAUCGGAGAUCUGCUUAGCAAAGAGUUCAUCAGUUCGGACUCGCACCGUUAUGCCAAGCUUAUCUCCUUUGUGAUUCUAAUUUGAUGAAAAUUUUAUCUUCUUUUUGUUUGAGAUCAUCAUUCCAUAGUGUUAGUGUAUUUUUGUAUUUGUAUAUUCAUUCAGAAUCAAAAGCAAAAUUAGGGUUACUGCCAUUGUUCAA